AUGGUUGUUACAUUUCCCAUAGAGACGCCAGCCCAAAGGCAGGUCCUCGGUGUAGCCAUCGCUUUCUCCAUUCUAGCCGUGGUAGCAGUAAGUCUGCGACUGCUAUCUCAUCACCUUGCGAAUAAAAAAUUGAUACUGAGUGAUUAUUUCAUAAUCGCCGCCGGUGUGAGUAUUUGCCAAAUCAAGCCAAAUAAAAUCAACUAUACUAACUAA
This is a messenger RNA of Penicillium expansum, 213 nucleotides long. RefSeq lists its product as uncharacterized. The coding region runs from base 1 to 213 and encodes 70 amino acids. Lineage: Eukaryota; Fungi; Ascomycota; Eurotiomycetes; Eurotiales; Aspergillaceae. The record is from RefSeq and is a predicted model, not a curated record. The transcript has a single exon.